Messenger RNA from Sipha flava (yellow sugarcane aphid), 572 nucleotides. RefSeq lists its product as uncharacterized. Lineage: Eukaryota; Metazoa; Arthropoda; Insecta; Hemiptera; Aphididae. The record is from RefSeq and is a predicted model, not a curated record. The transcript is spliced from 3 exons. The coding region runs from base 117 to 548 and encodes 143 amino acids.
AAUUCACAAAAUAUUUUUUUUCUUGAAAUAUUCAAAAGUUGGGUAUUAAAAAAAAGUCAAAUACAAGGUUAAGCAACACUAGGUGGAAUUGUCGUUACAAAAAUUGUGAUGCUGUAAUGUCCAGUUAUAAAGCAAUAGUAGAUACAUUAUUAAAUGAGAUUGAAAAUGAAUCUGAUAAAGAUGUGAAUGAAGCAAUAGGAAUUUUAACCAACAUGAGGAAAGGACAAUUCAUUGUGUAUUUAUUUCUUUUACAUACAUUUUUAACAAUAAUUAAUAUUUUAACAUGCAAAUUGCAAGAAAAAUCGUCAACUCUAGGGAAUUCAGCAGUUAUUAUUAAAUCUAUAAUCAAAUCCUUAGAAGAUUAUAAAACCAUUGAAUGUUUUGCUGAAAUUUGGUUGGAUAUAAAUACAUUUGCAACAGUCAAUAAUAUAUCCAUUGAAAAUCCAUUCCAAGGAAAUAAAAGAAACAGGAAAGAACCAAAUGAUCUUAAAAAUUUCAUUGUCACUGCUAGAACUAGUGCACAGUACACAGAAUACUACUCAAAAUAAGAAUGCCGAUUCCCCCUCCUCCAA